Molecule: messenger RNA, 1534 nt
Organism: Engraulis encrasicolus (European anchovy)
Lineage: Eukaryota; Metazoa; Chordata; Actinopteri; Clupeiformes; Engraulidae
Gene: cfap298
Product: cilia and flagella associated protein 298
Exons: 7
Coding region: 403-1278 (291 amino acids)
Biological process (GO): regulation of cilium movement
Source: RefSeq, a predicted model, not a curated record
UAAGUGGACGGAAGUUAGCUAGCUACUGCAGUCGUGUGAGCAAAGGCACCUGUGAUGUGUAGAGCAUGUUUUCAACUGUAAGUUCGAGCUAUAAUGGUUAAUUUGCGAAAUCACUGCUGUGUCUGUGUAUGUGUUUAGAUAGAGUACGUUGCAUGUUAGAAACGCACGCGCGAGUGGUGGCUGUCAAACGGGAUCUAGCAGUGGCCACGAGAUAGCUGCACCUUCGAAAACAGUUUUGUGUCAGGUUUCCAUAGUAACCGCAUAAGAAGCGGCACCAAAGCAAAGGAUUGUAUUUUGUAGCCUUCGUGUUGAUCAGCCAAACCACUGACUGAGGAAUACUUAUUUGUCUGUAUGCUGAUUGCGCCUUUUUACUGUUGCUGAGACGAUUCGAAGACACUGAACAUGGUCCAGUUGCACGUGAAACGAGGGGAUGAGAGUCAGUUUCUAUUCACUAUUACUGUCGACGUCCCAUUGGAAACUGUAACUGAACAAGUCACAGCCAUCUACAAUGGAAAGCUGAAAGUGGAGAGAAUUUGCUCAGAAAUACCACAGCUUGCAGAACAUGGCAUCACACUACCACCAAAUAUGCAGGGGCUCACAGCCGAACAGUUAGUGGACCUGAAACUUGUGGAUGAAUGGGAGGAUACGUGCAUACCCAGUGGAGGUGCAGAAUUAAAGAAGGAUGACAUCGGACUUAGGAAUGGACAAGCUCCAAAUGAUAAAAUGAAAGAUGUUUUAAAGAAGACAAUGGAAGAAGCCAAGGCCUUAGUCUCAAAGAAGCAGGCCCAGGCCAAUGUAUGCGUAACCAUGGAGAUGGUAAAGGAGGCCCUGGACCUCCUGCGGGGGGCGGUCAUGAUUGUGUACCCCAUGGGGCUCCCCCCACACGACCCCAUCCGCAUGGAGCUGGAGGAUAAAGAAGACCUGGCCGGCACACAGGCAUCUCUCCAAGUGAUCCCAGCUGAAGAGGCCCAGCUCUGGUGGGCAGGCAAAGAAAUGCAGCGUGGCAAGAAGCUCCAGGACUACAUUGGCAAAAACGAGAAGACCAAGAUUGUGGUCAAACUACAAAAGAGAGGCCAGGGGGCGCCAGGGAGAGAGCCGCUGGUUAAUGAGGAACAGCAGAAGCAGAUGAUGAUGCACUACCACAGGCGACAAGAAGAACUCAAGAAACUGGAAGAAGCAGAUGACGACGACGCCCAUCUGCACUCGGAUUGGUCAGACAGGCAGGCCCUGAAGAAGCAGUUCCAAGGCUUGACCAACAUCAAAUGGGGCCCGAGAUGAUAAGCCUAAAUUCAGAGACUGACUGACUGAUACAGUGGCCUUGUCAACAAGAUCUCAGAGGAGUAGCCGUGAGAAUCCCUUAUCCACUCUCACUUCCUACUGUGAUUGCUCUACUUCACAUCACCCUAUCUCUUAUCUGCGAUCUGAUCUUGAUUUUUUUUCCCUCAGUCUUCCUAUUUUUGACCCACAUGUUUUUGAAUUGUACAUACACGUUGUAAAUUAUUGUGGGUGGAAAAUAAAGCUGUGAUUAACUGUA